This is a messenger RNA of Maylandia zebra (zebra mbuna), 4236 nucleotides long. RefSeq names its product E2F transcription factor 7 (gene e2f7). Gene Ontology annotation, cellular component: RNA polymerase II transcription regulator complex. The record is from RefSeq and is a predicted model, not a curated record. Gene Ontology annotation, molecular function: RNA polymerase II cis-regulatory region sequence-specific DNA binding; DNA-binding transcription factor activity, RNA polymerase II-specific. Lineage: Eukaryota; Metazoa; Chordata; Actinopteri; Cichliformes; Cichlidae. Gene Ontology annotation, biological process: regulation of transcription by RNA polymerase II.
AGUCAGCUGACCGCUGAUUGGCUGAGUGACCCAGCUGUAGGAGAGCGCCAGAAAACAAGCUUGAGCGGGUGAUGUUGGAUUCUCCAAGGAGUAGUAUAGCUGAACAGGAGUCUGAAGAAAGGAUUUGAGAAGGACUGCCUGCUUCUUUCUGAAGAGGGAAAUAAACUGCUAUGUCGGUCUGAAGGAGCGGCGCCCUGACAAGUGUGUAAAACGGGGACGCAGAGCCACACUUGACGAUUUCAUUCAUUCAACAGCGAAGGUAAAGAGUGGUGAUUUCCCUCCGGAGGGUUUCUGCAACACAGCUAUAACAGUGUCCCUGGCUAGAUGGAGGUUCAAUGCCUCGCACUGAAAGACCUCUCAAGUCCAAGGAAGAGUUCAACGGUGGUGCCGGAGGAGGAGGAUGGGGCUCGCGGGGAACAAAAGGAGAACAUGUGUGCAGAGAAGAGAAAAUCAACACCGCUAAAAUCUGCAGAGUCCACCCUUCCUACUUUGCUGAUCAACAGAAAAGGUGCUCCCUCUGAGCUCGCCCACAUUACCCCCAUCAAACACACGUCUCUGACCGAACCCUGGACACCAACGGCUAACCUGAAGAUGCUGAUCAGCGCGGCGAGCCCAGACAUCCGGGACAGAGAGAUGAAAAAGGUGCUGUUUAGACCAAUAGAGAAUGAUAAAGACCAGCCAGCGAGCCCAGAUAAUGUGGUGGAGGAUCCAGAGGUGGAAGAUUCUUGUCAGUUUGAAGCCGCUGAUGAAGAGGACGAUGCAGAGAAAAAGCCGAGCAGAAAGCAGAAAAGUCUGGGUCUGCUUUGCCAGAAGUUCCUUGCCCUUUAUCCUGAUUACCCACCGCUUCACAGCCCCAUCUGGAUCUCGCUGGAUGAAGUGGCAGCCAAUCUGGGGGUGGAACGGCGGCGGAUCUACGACAUCGUGAAUGUGUUGGAGUCCCUGACGAUUGUGGGGCGGAUAGCCAAAAACAGCUACACCUGGUACGGUCGUCAGCGGCUGGAAGCCACCCUGGAGGAGCUGCAGUGUGAGGGCCGACAGCAGGGCUACCACCUCCAGAUGGAGCAGGCCAACGAGGCCAGGGAGACCGGACCGGGCCGAGAGGAUGACGGGGGGGAAGGAGAUGCUGGAAGCGCCGGUAGCAACAGGAAAGACAAAUCUCUGCGCAUCAUGAGCCAGAAGUUUGUCAUGCUUUUCCUGGUGUCCAAAACUCAGACUGUUACCCUGGAUGCAGCAGCAAAGGUCCUCAUCGAGGAGAGUCAGGACUCAUCAAGUCACAGCAAGUACAAAACUAAGGUGCGGCGUCUGUAUGAUAUUGCCAACGUGCUGACCAGCCUCAGCCUCAUAAAGAAGGUUCAUGUCAGAGAGGAGAGGGGCAGAAAGCCGGCCUUCAAGUGGCUCGGCCCGGUUGAAUUCAGCAGCUCUGUGAAUGCUGGAAACACUUUGAAUGUAGCAGCCAUCGCUUCAUCUGAGUCUGCACAGCCAGGACAGGAGCUCAGAAAAGCAAAAAUGGCACGUCAUGCCUCCUUCAGCAUCACGCCAACAUCUGUUGCAGUCCAGCGGCAGGUCAGCUCCGCACCCAGCAGCCCGAGACGUGAAGUAACCGCCCUGCAAAACCAGCCUGUGGAUUAUUCCAGAAGGACUACAAGCAACAGUGCAGCGUGUCAGCUGCAGUUUGGAAGUAAUGCUGACAACCGACCCGGCACACCACCGCAGACUCGGCUCAUGCACAACAGCAGUACUGCCCUUUCCCCGUCCUCCACCCUUCUGGCACCACUCCCCCACCCGGAGCACCUGUUUGUUGCUUCCCCGUCUUCCCAUUGCUUGGCCUACUUGCCCAGCCUGUCCCAACCCUCCGUGGUCAUGCUGUACAGACCGCCAGAAACGCCAAACCAGAUGCUUGAAGGUCACACCUCACCCAGGUUGGAGGCAACGAAGAGGAAGAAGGAAGAAAGAGAGGAGGAGGAGAUGGUACUUAAAAAGAAGGGAAAUUCUGCGUUAGAGAAAUGUGAAAAGACUCGAGCUGAAGCUUGCAGGGAAACAGCAGAGUGCUCGCAAGCUGGUGCAGCAGCAGCAGGCCUCUGCAGAGAGCAGGUGAUCGGCGAGAGUGGGGGUGGCAACACCAGCAGUGAGCACGCUCAGCCGUCGCACUACCUUUAUGUCCCCAACAAUGCAGGAUUAAAUGGCCUCAACUUCCUGCUCUCAGCUGGACAACCAGCGGCCAGUCUAGCACUUCCUCCCAGCAGUGUUCCCACCUUGGCACUGCCCUAUGUCCUGGUACCAUCUGCUGCCCUCUCCCAUUACCCCCUGGUGGCCGGCAGUCUACAGCAGCAAGGCUCUGAUGCUCACACAAAACUGAGCUUUGGUCUGCCUGCCAUGAUGUCACCUGCCCACUUCAUGGUGGGGGGGGCGCCGUAUAGUGUGGUGCCGGUUCCACCGCCGUCCACUCCAGAACAGAGCGGGCUUUACAGGUCGUCAGCUGGCACGCCACAUUCUCCCUCGAGACCACGACAGACCAUCAGCAUCAACACGCCAGAACCACUGACUCCACAUACGCCCAAGGAAACCCCAGCAUCUUCUUCAAAGGCUUUCUUUCAGACCCCGGGCACUCUGGGAAGUGUAGUCAGUUCUGCGCCAGCUGUCCGAAAAAGGGGAUCAGCACAGAGGAGACUCGACAUUGGCCACCAUCCAACCAGCUGAAGAGACGGGAGCUUGUGUUGAACGCGCCGUCUUAAAAAUUGAGGACGGUGAACCGAAAAUGAAACAAAGAAUAUGGUUUUAAACCUUUGGUGCUAUGUUUCUAAAGAUAAAUUAAGAACUUUCCAAGAGUAUCGAAUGUUUUCUUGUAAAUCCUGGAGAGUCUCAUAUUUUGCUAAUUGACUGAGUUUUAUGAAAGGGGUGUCACACUGUGAAAUCAGACACUCAAAACUAUCGAGACGUCCUCAAGGUUAGGUUUAAGAGUAAGGCAGUAUUACCAAUGCAACAGUGCCCUCCUGUGAUGGGAGCCGGUCACAGCUGCAUUUUAUGUUUCCUCCUAGAAUGAUCAAGCUACCUAUUUACAAGGGCUGUAACGAUUAUCCAAAAGCACAUUUCAUUUUAUGCUUUUCAUACAUACAUACAUACAUAAUAUUAUUUUAAAGGGGACAAAUAACCAGAAACAGUCUUUUAAUGUUACAGCUUUCACCACACUGCCACACUUCAGGCAUUAACUUCUCUGCAUGGGUAUCACAGCACAGGAAAACGGGCAUGCAACACGGCAUCGCCGAUGAUUCGAUCACUGUUUCGAGUUUUGCUUUGUAAUCGUUACACCCUUGCUAAUUCUUCACCCUUUGUUGUAGCCCAGUUGCUAUUUAUAUCUUAGUGAAAAUAUGUCGAUUACAGGGUCUGUAAUGAAACAUUAAGUUUUUAGCACUAAGUAUUUGAAGAAUGUACCCGUAAUUUUGUAGUAAUCGGCCCAUUCAGAUUUAGAUACACGAAAACAGGUGUAAAAGGACACGUGUGAGCUGCUGAACGCCGGUUUACAAUGAUGGUGGUUGGACAAUCCUUCCAUUCUAGACAUUAAGAAAAUGAUCACUAAAGCCUUAAACGUUUACAGCCAGACAAGUAUCUGAAGGAACAGUUGUUAUAUUUCUCGAUGCUUACGGGUGGUUUCGUGUUCUCGUCAGGAAGACGUACCCGGCUGGUGCUAUGUGCAUUCUUAUGUGUAACCACUGUUACUGAGUGCUGAAAGACAAUGUGGCAAUUCUCUCAGGUACUUGAAUACUAGUGACUGUGCUACAGUUGGAUUGGGAAAAGUAUCAGAGUACUGUAAAGUGUUUUUCCUCCUUUGUUUAUACAGGGAAACUAGUGCCUUAGUUAACGGGGCAUGUUGCUAAGAGAACAUCGUUGUUGCCUCAAAACAGAUUUUCUCAGGUUGUCAGUGAACGAGGCCCAGACAACCCAAUAGUAGGAGUUAUUCAGGAGAGCUUAGCUAUGUCACGCCAAAGGCUGUACAGAUAAUCCACUCUAACCAGUGGGUGUGUCGUUUAUGUCAAUAUUUUUAAUGACUUAUCCAUAGUGUCAUUUACAGUGUUUGUCUUUGUCCUGAUUUUAAAAAUAAUGGUUAUUGCACGGUUCUUUUAGGAGCUGCAACAGCUGGAAACUCAUUGCUGUUCUUUCAUUGUAACUCUGCACACACGAUGUAGUUCAGAGCCAAACAUUUCUGUGUGACUUGAAACAAAAUAAAUGAUUCAGACCAGC